This is a messenger RNA of Funneliformis mosseae, 879 nucleotides long. NCBI's taxonomy places the organism in Eukaryota, Fungi, Glomeromycota, Glomeromycetes, Glomerales, Glomeraceae. The record is from the annotation of a GenBank genome assembly.
AUGGUGUCUUUUGACUAUAAAACGGCAGUUACGACACUUCAAGAAUUGCGCAAGAGCGGAGAAAGAAAGUCCGAACUUGUUGUUUUUUUAGGCGAAAGUCUGAUUAACCGAGGUUACACGGGUAAACUUGGCGAUGAAGUUUGGUCGGUAUAUGAACAGAUAUUCAUCGCUGCGCUUGAUUUAGAAAAUGAUCAAUUAACCAUUAAAUGUCUAGAGAACUUAAAUAAAAGAUUCCCAGGAUCGCCUCGCGUAAAGAUAUUGGAAGGAAUGAAAUUAGAAGCUGAUGAUAAAUUAGAUUCCGCUUUAGCUUUAUAUGAAGACAUUCUAAAAGAAGAUGAAGCAAAUAUAGCAGCAUCAAAACGUCGAAUUGCGGUAUAUAAAGCCAAGGGACAGGAUGGUCAAGCAAUUGAUGCAUUGACGCGAUACCUUGAUGCGGUUUAUAAUGACGCGGAGGCAUGGCUUGAAUUAUCAGCCUUGUAUUUGAAUUAUCAUUUAUAUCAACAGGCAGGAUUUUGUCUUGAAGAACUUAUUUUACUUCAACCGCAAAAUCAUUUUUAUCAUCUUAAAUACGCUGAAGUUUUAUACACUAGUGAUAAUAUCCCUGUUGCCUUAAAACAAUUUUGCCGUGUGUUGGAAUUAUGUGAAGAUAAUAUUAGGGCGCUAUGUGGAAUUAAAUUGUGUACGUCUCGUCUACUAAAUCUGUCAAAUAUUUCAAAUGCGUCAACUUCGAAUUCCGUUUAUCUUGAAUCGAAAACGAUUUCUGAUUUGAAUGCGUUAGCGGUGGAACGUUUAACUGCUAUAUAUUCAAAAAAUCAACAUGGUGGAAAAACCGCGAUUGAAAUAAAAAAUGUCGUGAUCGAUUGGCUGAGCCAAUCUUAA